Molecule: messenger RNA, 886 nt
Organism: Rotaria sordida
Lineage: Eukaryota; Metazoa; Rotifera; Eurotatoria; Philodinida; Philodinidae
Source: the annotation of a GenBank genome assembly
GAUAUAAAACGAUUAAAACAACGUUUAAAAACACUUCUAUUCAAAGCAAAUUAUAAAGAAACAGUAGAAGAAACAGAUAAAGCAUUUGUCGAAGUUCGUAAUGCAUGUGAUCAUGUUCGACAUUCAAUACAUUUUAAAAAAAUGCUUGAAUUAAUUUUAACAAUAGGAAAUUAUAUGAAUUCAAGUGGUAAAUCUUAUGAACCCGUACAUGGAUUUGAUAUUAGUUUUUUACCUAAAUUACAUUCAACAAAAGCAAAUGAUGGUCGUCGUUCAUUACUUCAUUUUAUUGUACAAGCUAUUGAAGAUAAACAUCGUGAUUUACUUGCAUUUUCUGAUGAAUUUUAUUUACUUGCUGAUGGUGUAUCAAAAAUUAAUAUACUUGAACUUCAAAAACAACCACAAGAAAUUAAUCGAGAAUUAAAAAAUGCUCGAGAAGAAUUACUUAUUGCAAAAGAAAAUGAAGAACCAAUUGAAGGAGAUCGAUUUACUGAAGCUAUUGAAGAUUUUAUAACACGUGCUGAUAAUGAUGUUGCUCGAUUAGAACAGCUCGAUCGAGAAAUGACAAAUGCUUAUCAAAAUUUAUGUGAUUUCUUAGCUAUUGAUCUAAAAAAUUAUUCACUUACAGAAUUUUUUACUGAUCUUAAAUUAUUUUGUACUUUUUUUUCGACUUGUCUUCAAGAAAUUCGAGUAUGGCGUGAACAAGCCGCACGUGCAGCUAAAACAUCUCAAAACCUGAUGUCAAGUUCACAAUAUUUUGUUCGUAUACCAUCACGUCGUUUUCCUACACGAUCGGAUUCCACUGAUGAUUUUCUAUUGGCGGCUGCCGAAAGUGGUUUGUCGCCAUCACGUGGUACAUCACCAUCUAAUACAUAUCGUCGACAGGUAG